GCGAGGCGGCCGCCCCGCGCGACUCGACACCCCUACCCCAACCAAAAGGGAAGUCAACCAGAAGCCAGGCCACGCGACACCACCACCUCCCCCGUCACAAAUCCGCGGGGGGGAGGGCGGCAGCAGGCAGCGGCGGCGGCGGCGGCGGCCCCCGCGACGGGACGAGAGAGAGUGAGCGCGCGCGCGGCGAUGGAGCGGCGGGGGCAGCAGCCUGAAGACGCGGAGCCGCCGGGCAAGGACGGCCCCAGCGGCGCUCCGGCUCCGCCGCCGUCUCCGUUCCUGGAGGUGACGUGCCGGAGCUCCGGCAAGGUCCGGCGGUUCGCGGCGGGGACGACGGCCCGGUACGCGCUGCACGCCAUCAACCGCAAGCUGGACCCCGGGGCCCCGCCGGCGCUGCACGUCGAGGCCGUCAGGGACGGCGAGGAGCCCGUCAGCUUCGGCCCCAGCGCCGCCCUCGCCGACUACGGCCGCGGCUGGCGGCUGCAGACCGUCACCGCGCAGGACGCGCCCGGGAUCCAUCACGCGACGCGCGAUGACACGAAACGGGGUGAGACGCAGGCUGCCGAGGAUGCCGUUGCCAGAGAGACCACGAGGAGCACUUCCGUCUACAUCGCCAAGAUCGUGCUCGCGUUCGUGUUCAUCUUCUUGCUCGGCGGGCUGUUCACAUACAUGCUCGAGGUGCUCCCCGACAUGCUCCAGACUUCACCGACGCCUGAAUCUCUGUAAUGAAACCCGCUGACUGCAGAUGAAUCACACAUGUACCAUUCCAGCGACAUGUUCCCCCCUUUCUGAUAAGAUCGUGUGCAACCUUCCAUCGUAGUCGAUGGCAACUUAUCUCAUUGCAAGUUUGCAACGACAUGGAAAAUCCAUCAUCUUUGUUAGUUUCA
This is a messenger RNA of Setaria italica (foxtail millet), 887 nucleotides long. RefSeq lists its product as uncharacterized. The record is from RefSeq and is a predicted model, not a curated record. The transcript has 3 exons. The coding region runs from base 190 to 726 and encodes 178 amino acids. NCBI's taxonomy places the organism in Eukaryota, Viridiplantae, Streptophyta, Magnoliopsida, Poales, Poaceae.